Molecule: messenger RNA, 465 nt
Organism: Clonostachys rhizophaga
Lineage: Eukaryota; Fungi; Ascomycota; Sordariomycetes; Hypocreales; Bionectriaceae
Source: the annotation of a GenBank genome assembly
AUGGGGGCUCUGAAAUUGAUCCAGAGCUUCAACAAGUUCCCCAAAGAAAUUUUCCGUGUAAAUAAUGGUAUCUCCGUGAAAGCACGUGCCUGGUCACCGCAGCGCCGUGUCUAUGACAUUGUUGCUGAUGGUGGCCUGGUCAUGCCGAAGGCGCUCAACCCCACGACCUAUACUGCCCCUAAUGGAGUAUCGCUGCGACCCAACUCACCGUACCAGCAGUCACUAGUGUCUUGGAGGUUUCGAGGCCAAGAUAUUCGUAUAUAUGCCGUCCCUCAAGGAACUGAAAUUCCCAAUGAUCUUAUCUUGGUUCAUGAACGCUCUGAUCAUUAUUCUCUCCAGCCAGCCACUACAAUGACCCUUGAGCAUUUCAACAUGAGAGUAACUCAGUUUCUGACGAGUAAUUCAACUGUAUUCACACAGGAAGCAUGGAUUCAAGCGUACCCCAACGCCACGGAUAACUCCUGA